Scomber japonicus (chub mackerel) is the source of this 459-nucleotide messenger RNA. RefSeq names its product myelin and lymphocyte protein-like. NCBI's taxonomy places the organism in Eukaryota, Metazoa, Chordata, Actinopteri, Scombriformes, Scombridae. Gene Ontology annotation, biological process: myelination. Bases 1 to 459 code for a protein of 152 amino acids. The transcript is spliced from 4 exons. Gene Ontology annotation, molecular function: structural constituent of myelin sheath. The record is from RefSeq and is a predicted model, not a curated record. Gene Ontology annotation, cellular component: membrane.
AUGGCCUCCAACACCGCCACCAUGGGAAACCUUCCCAGCGGGAUCGGGAUCUGUACGACCAUCCCAGACAUCCUCUACGUGCCCGAGCUGAUCUUCGGAGGUCUGGUGUGGAUCUUGGUUGCGUGUACGCUGGUGGUGCCGGCGAACCCUCAGGGCUGGGUCAUGUUCGUAUCCGUCUUCUGCUUCAUCAUGACUUUCAUCUGGUUGGUGGUGUUCGCCUGCGGGGGGCAUCACAACAGCGGCGGCUGGGCUGCAGCGGACUUUGUGUACCAUGGCCUUGCUGCCUUCUUCUACCUCAGUGCUUCGGUGGCUUUGGCCAAAGUGACUAUUGACAUGAAAGACGGGACAAUCUUCCAAAACUACCAGCUGGACAUUUCUGCAGUGGUUUUCUCUUACAUCGCGACUUUUCUCUACUUCAUCCACACCGUCCUGUCAGCCAUCCGAUGGAAAUCCUUCUAA